GACUUGUCUUUAAAAACAGCCUGCAGAGAGACGCUGUGCAUUUCUGCGUCGAAAGGCAAAGUUUUCCUUCUGAUCAUGGCAAGAACAAAGCAAACCGCUCGUAAAUCCACCGGAGGCAAAGCGCCCAGGAAGCAGCUCGCUACUAAAGCUGCCCGUAAGAGCGCCCCAGCCACCGGCGGUGUGAAGAAGCCUCAUCGUUACAGGCCCGGUACCGUAGCGCUGAGAGAAAUCCGCCGCUACCAGAAGUCCACUGAGCUGCUGAUCCGUAAGCUGCCUUUCCAGCGUCUGGUGAGAGAAAUCGCACAGGACUUCAAGACUGAUCUGCGCUUCCAGAGCUCCGCCGUCAUGGCCCUGCAGGAGUCCAGCGAAGCUUAUCUGGUCGGCCUGUUUGAGGACACCAACCUGUGCGCCAUCCACGCCAAGAGGGUCACAAUCAUGCCCAAAGACAUCCAGCUGGCCCGCCGCAUUCGUGGAGAACGUGCAUAAACUCAAAAAUUGCAUCACACACAUACUAAAGGCUCUUUUAAGAGCCACCACAAUUCCACUGAAUGAGAAAUUUUCCAUUGUUUUUUAAUUACAAAGGUUUUCUGUGUUUUUAAGUAUGUGUUCUUUAUAAAAUUGUUAAUGAAAUCGUAUUUUCUCUAUGAAAGCAUGUUAGGGAGGGAAUUGUGUACGAUUUCAAGUAGUAUUUUUCUGAACGUAACACGGACUUUUUAUUUGUAUAGGUAGCAUGGGCAUAUUGUUUAACAUCAAUUUACUUUUCUCCAAGGAAAUGUAGUGUGAAGUUUUGAAUAUCUUGACCGGUACAUGGUAGCAGAAGCGUC
Messenger RNA from Paramisgurnus dabryanus, 824 nucleotides. Its product is annotated as histone H3. NCBI's taxonomy places the organism in Eukaryota, Metazoa, Chordata, Actinopteri, Cypriniformes, Cobitidae. Gene Ontology annotation, molecular function: DNA binding; protein heterodimerization activity; structural constituent of chromatin. Gene Ontology annotation, cellular component: nucleosome. The record is from RefSeq and is a predicted model, not a curated record.